AUGGAGAGCAGUCGCAGUAGCAGGGCGAAGGGAAAAACAUUGAUGGAAGUUGGAGCUGAUGGAGUGGCCAUCAUAACCAUCAACAACCCACCUCUCAAUUUGCUUUCUGUUGAUGUUAUGCUCAGCUUGAAGGAGAGCACUGAGGAAGCUCUGCAAAGAAAUGAUGUGAAAGCAAUAGUUAUUACUGGUAGACUCAAAUAA
Messenger RNA from Dovyalis caffra, 201 nucleotides. Lineage: Eukaryota; Viridiplantae; Streptophyta; Magnoliopsida; Malpighiales; Salicaceae. The record is from the annotation of a GenBank genome assembly.